GGACGACGACGACUCUGACUACCCUGAAGAGAUGGAGGAUGAAGACGAUGCCAGUUAUUGCACUGAGAGCAGCUUCAGGAGCCACAGCACCUACAGCAGCACCCCAGGUAGGAGAAGACAAAGAGUGCAUCGUCCUCGUUCUCCGAUAUUGGAAGAAAAAGAUAUCCCACCCUUGGAGUUUCCUAAAUCCUCAGAGGACUUAAUGGUGCCUAGUGAGCAUAUAAUGAAUGUUAUUGCCAUCUAUGAGGUACUAAGGAACUUUGGCACUGUUUUACGCCUCUCUCCUUUUCGUUUUGAGGACUUCUGUGCUGCUCUGGUAAGUCAAGAGCAGUGCACACUUAUGGCAGAGAUGCAUAUAGUGCUUUUAAAAGCAGUUUUACGUGAAGAAGACACUUCAAAUACUACCUUUGGACCUGCUGACCUCAAAGAUAGCGUUAAUUCCACUUUGUAUUUCAUAGAUGGAAUGACGUGGCCAGAGGUUCUGCGGGUAUAUUGUGAGAGUGACAAGGAAUACCAUCAUGUUCUUCCUUACCAAGAGACAGAGGACUAUCCUUAUGGACCAGUAGAGAAUAAAAUCAAAGUUCUGCAGUUCUUAGUGGAUCAGUUUCUUACAACAAACAUUGCACGUGAAGAGUUAAUGUCAGAAGGUGUUAUUCAGUAUGAUGAUCAUUGUAGGGUGUGUCACAAACUUGGGGAUUUGCUUUGCUGUGAAACUUGUUCAGCUGUGUACCAUUUGGAGUGUGUGAAACCACCUCUUGAAGAGGUACCGGAAGAUGAAUGGCAGUGCGAGGUCUGCGUAGCACAUAAGGUGCCUGGAGUAACUGACUGUGUUGCUGAAAUCCAAAAGAAUAAACCAUACAUUCGACAUGAACCUAUUGGAUAUGACAGGCAUAGACGAAAAUAUUGGUUCCUGAACAGAAGAAUCAUUAUAGAGGAAGAUUCAGAAAGUGAGAAAGAUAAGAAAAUCUGGUACUAUAGCACAAAGAUACAGCUGGCAGAGUUAAUUGAAUGCCUAGACAAAGAUUACUGGGAAGCUGACCUAUGCAAAACUCUGGAAGAAAUGCGUGAAGAAAUUCAUCGGCACAUGGAUGUGACAGAAGACCUUACUAAUAAAGCAAGAGGCAGCAACAAAUCUUUCCUUUCUGCAGCAAAUGAUGAAAUUUUGGACAUUAUCAGAGCAAGAAAAGGAGAAAUAGUGGAAGAUAAAAACACAGCAGAUGACGAAGCAGAAAAGGCCAAAAGUGACGUUGAUAAUGACCAGAUAGAUGCUGAGAGGGGCAAGGAAGACUCUGGAGACCAAGAUAAAACUGAGGAAACACCCACUGAGCAAGAUGCGGAAAAAGUGAAAACAGAAGAGGCAACAGUCGUUGGGGAUAAAAGUAACUCUGUGACAUCAAGCACUGAUGACAACAACACAAAUCCUUCUGCAAGAGAGACUAGUUGCUCUGAAGGGAAGAACGCAAUGGGGUGUCAGUCAGAAACCCUUGAUAGCAACAACGUGGCAGAGAAGAAGGUGGCAUCAGAGCUCCCUCAGGAACUCUCAGAAGAAACUGGUCAGAUGAUCUCUAGCAACAGUAGCAGUGCAUCUGCUGCACCUCUACAUUCAGAUGUUGAAAACAGCAAUGAGUUGGGCUCUGGGCAGAAUGAUUCCAUUAAGAUGCCUGAUGAUGCUGAAAAUGCAGAGAGGGGAUCCCAGACUUCAGAGGACAUAGGAGAGAAAUCUAAUGGUGAAAGAAGUGAUUCUCCAGGCGCAGGAAAAGGCACGCCAGGUUCGACGCGAAUGCUCACAAGAUUACGAAAUCCAGAUAGCAAGUUGAGCCAGAUGAAAAGCCAGCAGGUUGCUGCUGCAGCACAUGAAGCAAAUAAGUUAUAUAAAGAAGGCAGAGAGGUUCUGGUGGUCAACUCUCAAGGUGAAGUCUCCCGAAUGAACACAAAGAAGGAAGUUGUGAUGAAAGGAAAUAUCAACAAUUAUUUCAAAUUAGGGCAAGAGGGGAAGUAUCGUGUUUAUCAUAAUCAGUAUGCCACAAAUUCAUUCGCAUUGAACAAGCACCAGCACAGGGAGGACCAUGACAAGAGACGACAUCUCUCACAUAAAUUCUGUCUGACUCCUGCUGGAGAGUUCAAAUGGAAUGGGUCUGUACAUGGGUCCAAAGUUCUUACCAUAUCCACUUUGAGGCUAACUAUUAUUCAGCUAGAAAACAAUAUCCCGGCAUCAUUCCUUCACCCUAACUGGGCUUCCCACAGGUCUAACUGGAUUAAGGCUGUUCAGAUGUGCAGCAAACCUAGAGAAUUUGCACUAGCGCUGGCUAUAUUGGAAUGUGCAAUUAAACCGGUUGUCAUGCUGCCAAUCUGGCGGGAAUCGUUGGGGCACACUAGAUUACGCAGAAUGACAGCAAUAGAAAGAGAAGAAAAGGAGAAAGUUAAAAAAAAAGAGAGAAAACAAGAAGAAGAAGAAACAAUGCAGCAAGCUACAUGGGUGAAAUAUACAUUUCCUGUCAAGCAUCAGGUUUGGAAGCAAAAAGGAGAGGAAUAUAGAGUAACGGGAUAUGGUGGCUGGAGCUGGAUUAGUAAAACACACGUCCACAGGUUUAUGCCCAAGCUGCCUGGAAAUACUAAUGCAAAUUACAGAAAGUUGCUACCAACAAAGAGUGAAGAUGAAAAAUGCAACUUGGAUAAACGAAAAGGUCCAAUUAAGGUAAAAAUAGAGAAAGACAGAACAAAGGAUUCUCAUGAUCUGCAAGCAAAAGACAAAGCAGAUGUUUCAGAAACCUUGGAGAAAGUACAAGUGAAAGAAGAAAAGUCGCAUGAAGAAAAAGUAGAAGUUGAUACAAUUUCUGAAAAUUUAGAUCAUGCAAAAGACAAAGUGGAAAAAGAAAUCGAUGGUGAAAAUGAUAAAGUCAUCAAGGAAGAACCUAUGGAUGUAGAUGAUGUGAAAAUUGAACCCCCCAUAAAGGAUGAGGGUAGUCAUUGUAAGCUGGAUAUAAUCAAUGUCAGCGAGGGAUUUCAUUUAAGGACUUGCUACAAAAGGAAAGUAAAAUCAUCAAAAUUAGAUGGACUACUUGAGAGGCGAAUAAAACAGUUUACACUGGAAGAAAAACAACGUCUAGAAAGGAUGAAACUGGAGGCUAGUGCUAAAACAGUAGGCAUUCGAUCUGUAAGCCCCCAGAAAAAUACAGAUGAGCUACAAAUGAGAAAAGUAAAAGAAGGAAGCCAGUUUGACAUGUCUUCCCAAGAUCAAACCUAUAUUUCAGAUAAGACCCAAACCGAAGAUGCGGAACAGGACUGCUUGCCAAUCAGCAGCAUCUCUUGUACCAAAACUGGUGAGCUAGAUGAACCCUCUUUGCCUUUGACAAACAGGCUAUCAAAAAGAGAAGGCCAGCUACUGGAUGAAGACUCACCUCAAUCUUCUGAAGGUGAAAGCUCCAUUCAGAAUGAUAGUAAGGAAAACAACCCUGAAUCUAUGACUGCUGAUAAGUGUCAAGGACAAGAGGUUUUUGGAGAGUCUGAGACUUCCUUUGUGGAUGGCUUGAAACAAACAAAUGCAGAAGGUAGAAUCAAAUGGGAUGUUUCAGAAGCAAGCGAAAAACCUUUGAAACAAAAACUACCUAUUACCAGGGUAUCUCAGCAUGAACGUGAAAACUUAGAGCCAGUGGUAACCAACAGCAGCUGUAGAAAAGACGCUCUGGCCACUCUUGAAAAAACAGAUUCAGAAGGGAAUUCUGAACAGCAGAGCAAAGAUCCAGAAAACAAUUGUAUGAUAAAAAGCCAUAUUGAACCAAUGUCCUCUCAAGAAAGUGAAAUGGAGGAAGAAAUUGCUCCAGGAAAGACUGAAAAAUCUGAAAACAAGAUUAUAUUUCACCAAAAAUCAGUUAGUAAAGAUCUAGAACCGUUUAAAACAGAGCUAAUUUCUGAAAGAAACCUUGAAAGUCAAACUCUGGAACACAUGGAUGAGGUAGAAGUUGAUGAGGAUUUACUGAGCUCUAAACUAACUGAGGCUAAUGGUCAAAAGAAAGGUCAGGAACUGAAAGUGGAGACAAGUACCAUAAACAAAUAUCUUGAUCAGACAAAUCUAAAUAGUGUUACUGACAAAAAGAAUAAUAAAGAUGAAGAAACUGAGACAGCUUUAGAAAAAGAAAAAUCAGCAUUUCAAAUUAACGGAAAAGACACUGAUAUUAAAGUAUUAUCAAACGAUGACUGCUUAGUUAAAGAUACCUGUGAAACUAAGGCAGGGGGUGAUAUUGAACCAAAAGUUAAUAAUAUUAAUAAAUCCAUUCCGGAACAUGAAAUAAAACCAUUGACUUUUAAGGAAUCUUCAGUAAAACCAUUCAUGAAUGGUGACAUCAUGAUAGAGGACACAAAGGACAAAAAUAAUGUGGACCCUAAGUCCUGUCUGCAGAGUUCACCUGAGUUUGAAUCUGGAGCGAGUCUUCAGCCACCAGAUGAAGUUCCCAAGUAUGUGCAGAAAAUAGAAGAAAAACAGCUUUCUCCUGAGAGAUCUGCUUUUGUUGGCACUGCUUCCACGCCAACGCAUACUGUCUGUAAAGAAAAUAACCUGAAUAGUGAGACAGAAUCUAUGGAAACUGAAGUAAUUGAGGAUAAGAAAGUUGCUCCAUCGCCUGUAACCUCAUGUGAGGAAUCUAGCUUGAGUAGCGACUUUGCUGAUCAGAACGGUGUACAGACAUAUAAAAUGGAAAAUAUUAAUGGAGAAAGUAAAAUAAAAACUGUAAUUACUGAAGUGACAACCACAACAUCAACUGUGUCUACAGAAUCCAAAACUGUGUUUAAAGUUGCAGAGACUGUAGCUUCUAAUGAUGAGAAAACAACAGUAGUAUCAUCUACAGAAAAUUGUGCCAUAUCCACUGUCACUACCACCACUACUGUAACUAAGCUCACCACUCCAGCUACAGACAGUAACGUUGAUGUCAUUUCUGUACAAGAGCAUAGUAAAACAGUGGUUACAACAACAGUAACCGAUUCACUGACCACCCCAGAAGGCACGUUGGUGACUUCCAUGACUGUCAGCAAAGAAUAUUCUACAAAAGACAAAGUGAAGUUAAUGAAAUUUGCGAGACCCAAAAAAACUCGUUCUGGAACUGCCUUACCAUCUUACAGAAAAUUUGUUACCAAAAGCAGUAAAAAAAGCAUAUUUGUUUUACCCAAUGAUGACUUAAAAAAGCUGGCCAGAAAAGGAGGGAUCAGAGAAGUUCCCUAUUUCAAUUACAAUGCAAAGCCUGCCUUGGAUAUCUGGCCGUAUCCAUCCCCAAGGCCAACUUUUGGGAUCACUUGGAGGUACCGACUUCAAACAGUAAAAUCGUUGGCUGGAGUGAGCCUUAUGUUGCGGUUAUUGUGGGCAUGUCUCAAAUGGGAUGAUAUGGCAGCAAAAGCUCCACCUGGGGGAGGAACUACACGUACAGAAACAUCUGAAACAGAAAUUACAACAACAGAAAUAAUCAAGCGAAGAGACGUUGGUCCAUAUGGAAUCCGGUCAGAGUACUGUAUAAGAAAAAUUAUUUGUCCCAUUGGUGUGCCAGAGGCUCCAAAAGAAACUCCAACACCCCAGAGGAAGGGACUGCGAUCAAGUGCACUAAGGCCAAAAAGGCCAGAAACACCCAAACAAACGGGCCCUGUUAUAAUUGAAAGUUGGGUAGCAGAGGAGGAGUUGGAACUGUGGGAGAUCAGGGCGUUUGCUGAAAGGGUGGAGAAGGAAAAGGCACAGGCAGUUGAACAACAGGCUAAGAAGCGGCUGGAACAGCAGAAGCAGAUACCUGCAGCAGGUGUGGCCCCCGCAGUCACUACAGCCAGCAGCACUGCAACUACUGUCUCAACGGCACAGAAAGUUGUGGUAGGCCCUUUAGCGGGCCCAGUCCCCACUGGAACCAAAGUAGUACUUACUACAAAAGUGGGUUCUCCAGCUACCGUAACAUUCCAACAGAACAAGAAUUUCCAUCAGACUUUUGCUACUUGGGUUAAACAAGGCCAAUCUUCAACAGGUGUUGUUCAAGUUCAGCAAAAGGUAUUGGGUAUCAUUCCAUCAACUACAGGUGCAAGUCAAACAUUUACUUCAUUCCAGCCAAGGACAGCGACUGUAACCAUUAGGCCAAAUACCACAGGGACGUUGGGAACAACAAGUACUUCACAAGUAGUGCAAGGGACACCCCUCCGCCCUGGUAUGACAGUAAUACGGACACCACUUCAGCAGUCAACGCUUGGAAAGACCAUCAUUCGAACACCUUUAGUGGUGCAACAAGGUCAGACACAGCAAGUGGUGACUCAAAUAAUCAGGGGUCAGCCUGUCUCAACAGCAGUUUCUAGUACCAGCACAGCUUCUACCAGUGCUGGACAGAAGACCGUCACAAGUCCUGGAACACCACCUCAGCAAAUACAGCCACAAACCACAUCGCAGCCUCCUCGUCCUCAGCAGGGACAAGUGAAACUUACUAUGGCCCAACUCACACAACUAACACAAGGACAGGGUGGCAGUCAAGGAUUAACUGUGGUAAUUCAGGGACAAGGUCAAACUACUGGUCAAUUACAAUUAAUCCCUCAGGGUGUGACUGUAAUACCUGGUCCAGGACAACAGCUUAUGCAAGCAGCUAUGCCAAAUGGUACAAUUCAGAGAUUUCUUUUCACCCCACUACCAGCAGCUGCUACUACAGCUAGCACAACUACAACAACAGUUUCUACUUCAACCUCAGCUACAGGGGAACAGAAGCAAGCUCUACAGGCACAGCCAACAUCAGCGCUGCCGCCAAUUCAGCCACAGCCUCAGAGUCAGCAGCAAGCCCAGCCUCACGUGCAGAACCAGAGUACUCAGCCUGUGCCUCUGGCCCAGCCACAGGCACCUCAGCCAGCGCUUCAGCCUGAAACUCAGACCCAGCCUGAAUCUCAGACUCCAGCAUCUGUUGGCUCUCCAGUCACACCUGAAGCACAAUCAUCUAAAUCUCCAGUUCAGUCUCCAGCACAGACCCAGGCUCAAGGGCAAUCUCCAGUGCAAGUCCAGAGUCAGCCGCAGACUGCAAUCCUUCCACAAGGCCAGUCCCAAGUGCAGCCUCAGCAACCAGCUCAGGUGCAGACUACAACCCAACAACAGAUUCAGAUGCAGCCCCAUGCUCCCAUACAAAUUCAAGCUCAGCUGCAGCAAUCACAACCUCAGGUUCAGACUUCAGUCUCAACCCUUCCAACUACUCAAAGUUUAAAUCAGGUUCCUGUGCAAUCCCCAACUCGUCCUCAGCUGCAACUUCAGCAGCCUCCAACAAAAGUUAUUACAGUGCCUCAGCUUCAGCAACAAGUCCAAGUUCUCUCUCAGCUUCAGUCACAUGUUGUGGCUCAGAUACAAGCCCAACAAGGCAGUGUGCCCCAGCAGAUCAAGCUUCAGUUACCUAUUCAGAUCCAACAAACUAGCCCAGUACAGGCUCACCAGAUUCAGAAUGUGGUAACAGUUCAAGCAGCUAGUGUUCAGGAGCAGCUGCAGAGAGUUCAGCAGCUCAGGGAGCAGCAACAGAAGAAAAAGCAGCAACAGAUAGAAAUUAAACGUGAGCACACCCUUCAGGCUUCUAAUCAAAGUGACAUUAUCCAGAAACAG
Molecule: messenger RNA, 7582 nt
Organism: Fulmarus glacialis (Northern fulmar)
Lineage: Eukaryota; Metazoa; Chordata; Aves; Procellariiformes; Procellariidae
Product: nucleosome-remodeling factor subunit BPTF-like
Exons: 23
Biological process (GO): regulation of transcription by RNA polymerase II
Cellular component (GO): NURF complex
Molecular function (GO): RNA polymerase II cis-regulatory region sequence-specific DNA binding
Source: RefSeq, a predicted model, not a curated record